Messenger RNA from Talaromyces proteolyticus, 543 nucleotides. RefSeq names its product putative unfolded protein response protein Orm1. The transcript is spliced from 3 exons. The coding region runs from base 1 to 543 and encodes 180 amino acids. Lineage: Eukaryota; Fungi; Ascomycota; Eurotiomycetes; Eurotiales; Trichocomaceae. Gene Ontology annotation, biological process: ceramide metabolic process; negative regulation of ceramide biosynthetic process; intracellular sphingolipid homeostasis. The record is from RefSeq and is a predicted model, not a curated record. Gene Ontology annotation, cellular component: endoplasmic reticulum membrane.
AUGAGCCAAGCAAAAGGCGGCAGGCGGAGGAGAUCGAGCAGCAUCAUAUACCAGGAACCCCCGGAGUCAAAUGAGCAGAUGAGCGACCAGGCAGCAUUGCCGAACCUCAAUGCCAACUGGGUGAAUGCCAAGGGAGCUUGGACGAUCCAUUUUGUUCUGAUAGCUGCGCUGAAAAUCUUCUACGAUAUCAUUCCGGGCGUAUCUCAGGAGACGUCAUGGACGCUCACCAACAUCACCUAUAUGUUCGUCACCUUUAUCAUGUUCCACUGGGUGCGGGGGAUUCCUUUUGAGUUCAAUGCUGGCGCCUACGAUAACCUGAAUAUGUGGGAACAAAUCGACAACGGCGAUCAAUACACCCCUUCAAAAAAAUUCUUGCUCAGCGUGCCUAUCAUUCUGUUUCUGCUCAGCACUCACUACACACACUACGACUUGACCUAUUUCCUCAUCAAUUUCCUAGCAACAUUAGGCGUUGUUAUACCCAAGUUACCAAUCUCUCAUCGUAUGCGGAUAGGGCUCUUCUCGGAGCUGCCGGAUGACUCGUAG